Bactrocera dorsalis (oriental fruit fly) is the source of this 891-nucleotide messenger RNA. RefSeq lists its product as uncharacterized. The record is from RefSeq and is a predicted model, not a curated record. Bases 153 to 815 code for a protein of 220 amino acids. The transcript has a single exon. Lineage: Eukaryota; Metazoa; Arthropoda; Insecta; Diptera; Tephritidae.
AUUUGUACUUCAAACGCUACGGGUAUCGCGCUACGGUAAAGCUUAAACGCAGCUACCUUUAUACGAAUAUAUACAUAUAUACACAGUAGUUGUCAAUACAAUCGUCUUUUGCAUUAGUAACAUUUAGCUGGUGUUUUCGUGUCGAAGAAGAAAUGAAAUUUCUUGAAACUUCCGUAUUGCGCGCUUUUACACUAUUCAGCUGCGUUGUCGCACUGACAACUGCCGCCGUAAUUUGUAUCGAUGAAUCAUCAUUAAACAAUACACAAAGCGGAAAAGUCAACGAACUGCAGCGUAAAGCAGGUGAUGGCAUGGAGGUGGACGCCGCUGUACUAAACUUAACUGAUUCCAGCAACGAUUCCACUAAUGGCAGUCACCACGGCCAAAGUCAGGUUACACAAUUUUUGCAAACUGUACAGGAUACACUGGAGAAGGCUAAACCUUGGGUUGUCGAAUUGGAAAAGGAAGCCAAGCGACUGGAAGAGACCGCCAAACGGUUUGGUGAAGGUGUCAUACGCGGUCUAGGCAGUUUUGUUGAUCGUUUGAUUGGUGUAGGUAACGGCAGCGGUGGUCCAAAGCCGACACGUCAUGAACAGUCAUCAACAACAAACCCUCUACACACCUCUACGGCAGACGAUAAAACGCCUGACUUACCGACCACAACCGUUAAAGCUGUUGUUGCUGUUGUGACCGAAACUUUGGCUGCUGUGAGUGCAUUUGAUGAUGCAGAGAAUGAAAUUUCUGAGCACGAUAAUGCUCUUUGCCCCGACGGCUUCGUGGCAGAUGUAAAUGGAAUCUGUCUGCGCAAUCAUAAUUGAGUUGACAAGCUAAUCGCUUAUUAACUGGAGAGAAUACAUACUCAUAUAUACAAUAUAAGCGCGAUAAGAGAAUCAU